This is a messenger RNA of Oryzias latipes (Japanese medaka), 1038 nucleotides long. Its product is annotated as G-protein coupled receptor 151. Gene Ontology annotation, biological process: G protein-coupled receptor signaling pathway. The record is from RefSeq and is a predicted model, not a curated record. Lineage: Eukaryota; Metazoa; Chordata; Actinopteri; Beloniformes; Adrianichthyidae. Gene Ontology annotation, cellular component: plasma membrane. Gene Ontology annotation, molecular function: G protein-coupled receptor activity.
AUGCCCGUUAUCCUGAUUGCAAUCUGCGUUUCGGGAGCUGUGGGGAACUUGCUCGUUCUGCUGAUUUUCGUGCGUGAUUUCAGGAGCGGGAAGGGCUCUGAGGUGAAGGCGCUGCUCGCCUCUUUGGCUUCCACGGACUUGGUGAUUCUGCUGCUGUGCGUGCCCGUGCGCGCAAUCACCUACUACAAGCAGUCCUGGGUUCUGGGGAGUUUUGUGUGCCGCACCACGGACUGGUUCCAACACUCCUGCAUUGUUGCAAAAACUUUAAUCAUGGCUGUGACUACCAGAGCUAAGCACACGGUGGUUCCACGCACGGCAUCGGGGUCUUUUUACAACCCCACGUGGAUCCACGGAGCCCUGGCGUUCAUUGGUGGGGUGUCCAUGAUGAUUCCGACCCCCCAGCUGCUGUUUGCCGCGUUGUUGCCGCACGGCCGCGGCGCAAUCUGCGUCUCUGAAAUGCCGGUGUGCGCCUCCGACUUCAUGAGCUUGUUCUACAAGUUCUACCCCACCGCCGCGUUCCUUCUUCCGGUCACCUUUACGCUCGCCUACUACAUCAAGACGCUGUACACCGCGGUGAACCACGCGCCCAGCGCGCACCACCAGAGCAAGGUCAUCCUGGUCCUGCUGUGUCUGAGCGGCGCACUCGGGCUAAUGCUGCUGCCGGAGUGGGGGACGUUCACCUGGAUCAGACUCGGGUACAACCACCCCCCCGUGGGUCUGAUGAUGUUUGCACAAGCCCUCCUGUACGCGUGCAGCUCCCUCUCGCCGGUCAUCCUGAUGACCAUGUACGACGACGUGCGUCAGGGCCUGGUCAGUCUUUGGUUCACCGCCACCUGCAGGAGCAGGAAACCCCCCAGCAAGUGCCCCAAGAAGGAGGGGAACGGGUCGGAGGUCACAGCAAACGCCGUCACCAACGCGCUGUCGCAGCAGGACAAGACCUUCCCGGACGUGGAGCACUUCUGGACGGGGCGCAGGAACACGCACGUCGACGACGAGCACGAUCCAGUUCCGUGGGAGAAAGAGGAGAAAAUGCUGUGA